Molecule: messenger RNA, 3061 nt
Organism: Oreochromis aureus
Lineage: Eukaryota; Metazoa; Chordata; Actinopteri; Cichliformes; Cichlidae
Exons: 2
Coding region: 2069-3061 (330 amino acids)
Molecular function (GO): zinc ion binding; nucleic acid binding
Source: RefSeq, a predicted model, not a curated record
GGUAACUUCCUGUGUAACCGGAAGUGAAUGAUGUAACGGUAACUAGCUUGAUGUACAAAAAAGACGGAAGAAAACGGUAAACUAAUGCUAACGGAGAAAAGGGAGAGAAAGACACGGUUAAAUUGUAUAAAAAUGAAUGGUUCUAGCUACAGUCGACAGGGCAACAAGCUCUUACGUUGGUUCGUUGUCUGAUACACGGCAAGGAAUAAUAAAGGUCAUUCAACAACCAUCAGUUCUGGCCUUCUCAGUUCGACUGGAUGCUACAGUAAGAGCUUGACCGCCGCCAUUUUGCUACACCAGGAGGGCUCAAGGUUUAACGGCAAUUCCCACAACGUCCAGCAGAUGCAGGUCAGAGAAUAAAACGAUGAAAGGCAUAAGGAAAAUAAAGUUAAAAGGGAGGAUUCAGAAGAAGACAUUAAUGAACAGUUUGCCAACAAAGAACAAAUUUUAAAUGAGCUGCAAGAUAAAGCUCAAAGUGACUCCGCGAUUCCAAGGCAUUCAGAAAGAGCCAAGGUGCCAACAGAAAAAAUGCUAACUUAUCAGAGAGAAGAGAUAAGUAAAAAAGAAAAAAAGACUAUUAACUCUUUAUGAACAAUGGAAAAUACGAGUGCGAGAAACAAGAGAAAGAUUAAAGUUGGACAUUUCAGAGAAAGAAAUGGCAGAUCUUGCAGAUGAUGUAAAGCAAAGAAAAGAUGAACUGCUAAAGUUGUACACUGAAAUGAGAAGUCACAUUGCACGUUCAUCAGACAUACGAAGAAAAACCGAUGCAUGUGAAGCAGUUACUCAUGACAUCGUGAAAGUCAUCCUGGAAAGAAUAAGUGGUGUAGAUGGAGAUUUUGAUGGAGAAUAUGAAAGAAAACGUCUACGGAGACUAUUAGAAUAUGAUUAUGCCCAGUCCAUCUAUGGUUCAACUGCAGCAUCGAAACGUAGCCAACUGUCUUCAGUCUCACAUCUUGCUUCAAAACGAGCAGAAGCAGCAGCAGAACUAGCAGCAAAGGAAGCGGAGUACAAGAUUGUAAAAGAGGAACAAAGACAAAAGGAGGUUGGAAGCCUACAACAGAGAGUUAUCGCAACUUGAUGAUGCAUAUUCAGUAAAGAUGGAAAAGGUGAACCCAGAGCACACACCCAAACACACUGUACGAUCAUACACCAUACCGGCGCCAACAGCCCCUCCUAGUGUCAGCCAGCUUGUACAGGCGGUACAAGACAGCAUAAGAAUAAAUAGACUUCCCACGCCAGAACCAACAAUGUUUAGUGGUGAGCCAAUAAAAUUUAUUGAAUGGAAAUCCACUUUCAUGUCACUUAUUGAACAAACUGGCAUGUCAGCAGCAGAUAAACUGUACUAUCUAAAAAGGUAUGUAACUGGCUCAGCUCACAGGUGCCUUGAAGGGACUUUCUUCAGAAAUGAUGAAGAAGCGUAUAACGACGUGUGGGCAAAGUUAAACCAAAGGUACGGCCAGCCAUUCGUGCUACAAAGGGCAUUUAGAGAGAAGUUAUCUAGUUGGCCUAAAAUACAGUCGAGAGAUGCUGAUAGACUCAGGAACUUUGCUGACUUUGUGAAUGCAUGCAUGCUUGCCAUGCCUCAUGUGAAAGGACUGCAAAUACUCAAUGACUGUGAAGAAAAUCAGAAGCUGUAGCUGUCGCAUUGAAAUGUAAUUAUUAUGUGAUUGCAAUGUUCAAAAUUUGGUGUUUAAUCUGGAUUCGUGUUGUGUUAUCGCCACCUACUGGUGGACCUGAGUGUGGCGCUUUGUGGUGCGCAUGCUUUGGGGUGAUGCUCAAUUAAGCGCACAUGUCACCAGAGACUGAGGGCUCGAGCCAGAAAGAGAAUGCUGGCUUGUGUAAAAGGUGGAAAUAUGGAAGAUAUGGACUACAAUUGCUCAUGAAUGUUCAGUAGAAAGGCGCACACGGUAUGUUGGUGCAUUUACUUUGUGUGGAUGUUUUAUUUGAGUUGUAAUUUUUGUUCUGCUGAUGUAAUAUCUGUGUUUUUCAUUGAUCAUUUCACCAUAGUUUUUCACGGUGUUUGCUGGUGAAAAGAAGAUUAAAAUACUGGCUGAACAUCAGUUGGAGCAUGGCCCUUUAUUCUACUUCGAACAUGAAAAACCUUCAGGAGCAGUUACAGAAACUGUUACAUAAACUGCCAGACUGGAUAAACACAAGAUGGAAUAGGCAUGUAACAAAGAUACUCAGGGAUGGUGGUGAAUUUCCCAGCUUCAGUGAAUUUGCCUCCUAUCUCUCACUUGAAGCAGAAGUAGCAUGCAACCCAGUCACUUCCAUACAUGCACUUCGCUCCACGGAAACAAAUGAUGACAAAAGAAACACAAGAGAAGUCAAAAGAAACAGGGCAAAUGUAUUCAGCAUUAACACAACUGAACGAGAUGCAAAGACUAAAAUACACAACAGUUCUUCAUGCACACUGUGCCAAGAGUCGCAUCCACUUAUAAAGUGCCCAAACUUCCUGCAAAUGACCCUGGAAAUGAAAAUGAAACAUGUAAAGGAUAAUAAACAUUGUUAUGGUUGUUUAAAGCAAGGUCAUAGUGCUAAGGACUGCAGACGGCGCCUCACUUGUGAAACCUGCUCUAAGAGACACCCGACCUGUCUUCACGAUGAGAACUACAGCAUUAGUCUGCAAAGAGAAAGGCAAGAUCAAGUGAGUAUGGACAACGCAACACAAGGGAACUCACCUGAAAGUGCAACAGCCAUGGCGUUAAAUGUUGCUAGAGCAGAACACACAGUCAGUACCUCCAUGAUAGUCCCAGUAUGGGUCUCAACGGCUGCUAAUCCACAAAGGGAAAAACUAAUCUAUGCACUACUAGACACACAGAGUGACACUGUUUUUAUAGAUCAGGAUGUAACACAGAAACUGCAAGCAAAUGUGUGCCCUGUAAAACUCAGACUAACCACAAUGAUGGGUAAAAAUGCAGUAGUAAGCAGCGGAAAGGUGUGUGAUCUUCUGGUGAGAGGCUCCCAACUGCCUACACAAGGGACUAUAUACCUGCAAACAGAGAACACAUACCAAGAUGUGACACAGCAAAACUGUGGAAUCAUUUGUCAUCCAUUGUAG